AUGAGAUGGAUAAAAGCGAUAAAAGUGGGCAGUCUUCCAGAUGGCUGAUAACGUUUCGAAAUCCGAAGGAAGUCUUUGACGACCACACUUCUUACCUUGCAGUGGAAAUAUUGUUUUAUGUUUGCUUUCUGCUAACCCUUAAGCAUGUCCUUAGAUACAGAGGAAGAUAUCUGUACCUGUGGAUAGCUGCGUUGAUUCACGGUCUUGCCAUAGAAUGCAUGAGCUACAUCAUUCCAGAUGUCGACAACUUUUGGCACGCACAGUCCACGAUAAUGCUGUUCGGACAAAGGCUGCCGUUGCAUAUUGUCUGUUUCUAUCCAGUGUUGAUUUACACUGCGUCCGUGGCUGUAUCGCGCCUGAAACUUCCACUAUGGUCUGAAAUUUUCGCAGUAGGUAUAGCCACUGUGGUGCUCGACUUUCCCUGGGAUGUCCUGGGGAUUAAACUGCUGUGGUGGAGCUUCCACGACACAGAUCCUAACAUCAACGAACGAUUCUACUGGGUUCCAUGGACAAGUUUCUUCUUUUUCGGGGCUACCACAUCCAGCCUCACGUUUUGUCUACAUUUCUUCAGAAGAUUAGCCACUGGGAACAAAAAGUACGAAGCCUCUGGAUGUUUCACAGAAUUUGGAUGCUCAUUGGCAUCUGGUCUCUUGGCCAUUCCUCUAGCCAUCUUGCAGUUCGUUCUGUUCUAUCACAUCCCACACGAUAUUUAUAGAGUGCCCACCAACGUAUGCGUCGUCAUCUUACUUGACUCUAUUCUGUCUUCUUGGCUGGACUGGGGAUUAGUGGGAAACCUUGGAAAGAAAUCCGAUGAGCUUUUGCUAUUAGUCCUGCUGUAUUUCACAUUUUUCAUCGUUACAGUUUUUCUCGCAAAACCAGAGGAGAUAUUUUCCGUGGGGUUACAUCAACCGAUUGGAAAUUGUGACGAGAAAGUUGCAGUUCACACACCUAUUGGAAAAGUUUUGAGCAAAAACAAAUACUUGUGCCCUUCAAGAUAUGAUGGAGGAUACUUUGACUUCCACUGUGCUAUGCAACCAACAGAAAAUUGGAAACACAAGGAAUGGUACAUAAUUUGUGGAACUGCAUUUGAGAACCGGAAUGAAUACAUCGCUAUUAUCACAAGUUCUUCCAUAUUUGGGAUUUUCUUUUUCUAUCAACUGCUUAUUAACAGUGGCAGGGAUGCCUUAGCAGGAGUUUCAAAUCUGGUAGAAAAAUUUAAACUGAGAUGAGAAUGUGAUGUAUCAGAAGCUAAAUAAAAUGUUCAUUUUGUUUAAAAUAGUGUUGUGAAUAUUUUAUUGCAUUGCAC
Molecule: messenger RNA, 1306 nt
Organism: Uloborus diversus
Lineage: Eukaryota; Metazoa; Arthropoda; Arachnida; Araneae; Uloboridae
Exons: 7
Coding region: 6-1229 (407 amino acids)
Source: RefSeq, a predicted model, not a curated record